AGGGUGGUGAAGUGAAUGCAGAUGAAAUUAGUAAAAUUAUCUGUGAACGCAUUGAGCAAUAUAAUGUUCUGUUUUGUAUUACUUCUAAAUUUACCAAAAACGAGGGGGAAUGGGACUUUGUACACAAGGUCAUAAGUUGGUGGCUUCCCAUGGAAAUAGACUACUUGACCUAUACGUUGGAACUUGGAACAGAUGAGACGGAUCAAUAGUUUAUAAGAUAAGGGCAUUUUUGUUGUCUCUUUUCUAUAUUUUGCAAUCUGUAUACAUUUAUGUUUUAUGCUACUUCUAUAUUCUUAUUUCCAUUGGUCUCACUGCAAAAGGAUGUUGAUUUUGAAUCUCCGAAAGCUAAAAAACAAGUUCGUGGUUCUACAUCUACGAAAAUAUCUCAUGCCGCAGAAGUCCAUAAUCUCUCAGAGAGGAGGCGUCGAGAUAGAAUUAAUGAGAAGAUGAAAGCUUUGCAAGAACUUAUACCUCCGUGCAGCAAGUCUGGCAAAGCUUUAAUGCUGGAUGAACCAAUUGAGUACUUGAAGUCACUGCAAUUACAAGUGUAGGUAAACCUUUU
Messenger RNA from Glycine soja, 562 nucleotides. Its product is annotated as transcription factor PIF1-like. The coding region runs from base 270 to 551 and encodes 93 amino acids. The transcript is spliced from 3 exons. The record is from RefSeq and is a predicted model, not a curated record. Gene Ontology annotation, biological process: regulation of DNA-templated transcription. Gene Ontology annotation, molecular function: DNA-binding transcription factor activity; protein dimerization activity. Lineage: Eukaryota; Viridiplantae; Streptophyta; Magnoliopsida; Fabales; Fabaceae.